AUGCAGAUCUUCGUGAAAACCCUAACCGGGAAAACAAUCACACUCGAGGUUGAAGCCUCCGACACUAUUGAAAAUGUCAAGGCAAAGAUCCAAGACAAAGAAGGAAUCCCACCGGAUCAGCAGCGACUUAUCUUUGCCGGAAAGCAACUAGAAGACGGCCGCACUCUUUCGGAUUACAACAUCCAGAAAGAAUCAACUCUUCAUCUUGUGCUCCGUCUCCGAGGAGGAAUGCAGAUCUUUGUAAAGACCCUCACUGGAAAAACUAUUACCUUGGAAGUCGAGGCCUCUGACACAAUCGAGAAUGUGAAGGCUAAAAUUCAGGAUAAAGAAGGCAUCCCACCAGAUCAGCAGCGACUUAUCUUCGCCGGCAAGCAACUUGAGGACGGCCGCACUCUCUCAGAUUAUAACAUCCAGAAAGAGUCCACUCUCCACCUUGUGCUACGUCUUCGAGGAGGAAUGCAAAUCUUUUGUGAAAACUUUGACAGGAAAGACAAUCACAUUGGAAGUGGAAGCUUCUGA
Molecule: messenger RNA, 519 nt
Organism: Ostertagia ostertagi
Lineage: Eukaryota; Metazoa; Nematoda; Chromadorea; Rhabditida; Trichostrongylidae
Source: the annotation of a GenBank genome assembly